CAAAUGUUUCUUUAUAUGAGACUCCCCAUGGUCCAGGGCCACAGAGGCUGGGCGGGGUAACAAGGUGGCUCUGGAGUACUCCUGCCACCCUGUUCCCCAUGGAAUUACAGCGCCGUGCUGCGGACUGGCUGCCCCUCUGAGCCCAGACCUACUGUUACCUCUCUCCAAGUGUCCAGCCCUCCCUCUCUGGGGUGACCCCAAGGGCUGUGGGGAAGGCGAUCAAGGAAAGAAGUAAGCAGCAUCUAUACAGCAGGGUGUCAGGAGGGGUCAUGCAACCUGGUGGGAGAGAGGCUGGGAAGAAUCAAUUCACCUGGACAGGAAAAAAGAGGAGGCUGUAAGGACACCAGAGUUCUUCCCCAUGGCUUUUUGUGCAGUGCAGACCCAGGGUCUUCACAGGCCCAUGGUUCUGUUCACAGUGGCCUCGAUUUAUAUGUUUGCUGCAUCCUUCCUCCCUGCUGCAGUAUCCACAACCUGCCCUGUACCAUGCUCUACCCUUGGCUGGUGCCAGAGCCGUGUCCUUGGCCAUGUCCUGCCCUUGGUUCUACUCUCAGCCUCUCCCCAGCAGCCUGCUCUCCUCAGAUUGCUAUUUGACAGAGGAAGACUUAACCUUUCCGUGUUUCCUCGCAGCUUUAAUUUUCCCAGCUCACAUGGCAGGAGAGGUGGGUGGCUCUUGGCACUCUGUAAAGGGAUCAGUAUUGUUUCCUUGGUCUCACAGGAAGAGGCUGCCCUCGGUCUGGCAGUGACCCUGCGGAAAUGAAGGCCCAUGAGCUGUGCCACCUCUGCAUGCCAUGAGGGUUGUACAAUUGUUACUGCUUGUGCUCCUUCGUUAGCGCUUGGGUCAAAGCAGGGCAUUGUCUCUGCUCAGGUCUUUGGUGCUUGGCUGGGGGUGCCCACCUCCCCAUGUGCCAUCACAGCAGCACUGCUGGACAGGGAGGAGCGACCGGGGUACGAUCCUAGUGCCGGAGUGGACUAUGGCCUCCAAGCAGGUCUCACGGUCAUGCUGCAGGAGAUGUUAGAAAGGCCAGCGACAGUGUGGGCAGCCCUGGGGUGGGAGAUGCUGAAGAAACCUGCGCUGGGUCUGCUGCGCUGCCAGUGGGGCAGGGAGCCAGGGGAGCAUGAGUGGGCUGUUUGUGAGGAGAGCAGCGUCAGCCUGGCCUUGCACGGGCUUCCUGCCCAGGUGCUCUCUGCUCACCCUCCUGCUCCAGGGUUGUCUGGAAACGUGGCUUAAGGGGAGGGACCUGCGUGGGCACAGCGGGUGCCGUGAAUGCGCCGGUCCCUUCCAGCAGGCAGCAGCACAGCAGAGCUCUGCUCCUCGGCCUGAGACACCACUGCACCCAGUGCUCUCACUGCACUACCUGGAGAGUGAGGGGCUGCGCCCGCUGCUGCCUGGUUGCUGCGCUGUACAUACCAAGGAGUACCAGGUGAGGGAUGCUCUAGGAUCGUGUUGGAGACACACAACCUUCAGGCUGUGCUCCGCAGUGGCCAGACAUGGCUAGCUCGGCACUGGGAACCAUCCUUGCUGUUCUGGCCUCGCUCAUCAUCACUGCCAACGUACUGGUGGCCAUCGUCCUUCUUCGCCUCAUCCAGAAGAGUGGCUACAAGGGACACUAUUUUGUCCUUAAUCUCGCUGUUGCAGAUGCCAUGGUUGGCUUCACGGUCACGGGUCUGGUCAUAGAUGAGUUUUCCAAGCCCUUUUAUCCGCCUCACAUCUUCUGUGUCCUGCGGAUGGCUUUUGUGACUUCCUCUUCUGCUGCUUCUAUCCUGUCCUUGACUCUUGUUGCGUGUGACAGGCACUUGGCCAUCAGAAAGCCUUUCCACUAUUUGCAGUUGGUCACAGGCUUGCGGGUUGGGGUGCAGCUGGUGGGGCUCUGGCUGCUUGCUGCUAUCAUUGGCUUCCUCCCAGUCUUUGCCCCGGUCUUUCAGAAGAUCUCUGCCCAGGAAAAGUGUUCCUUCUUUGGAGUUUUCCACCCCACCUACAUGCUCACUGUCUCCUGCAUCGGCUUCUUUCCAGCACUGUUUCUCUUCAUUUACCUCUACUGUGACAUGUUGAAAAUUGCCUCUGUGCAUGUGCAGCAUAUCCGUGAAGUAGAACACGCAGGGCUGGCUGGGAGCUGCCCCCCACCCCACACCACUAGUGACAUGAAGGCCAUGCGCACUGUGGCUAUCCUCAUCGGGUGCUUCGCGCUGUCCUGGUUGCCGUUCUUCAUCGCCAGCAUCGUGCAAACUGUGUGUACCGAGUGCUUCCCCUACAAAGUCAUUGAGAGCUACCUCUGGCUGCUGGGACUGUGCAACUCCCUCCUGAACCCCCUGCUCUACUCCUGCUGGCAGAAGGAUGUGCGGCUGCAGUUCUCCCAACUAGCUGCCAGUGUAAAGAGGAGAAUCCUCCUUCACUUGGGCAAUCGCCACCGUUUCCCUGGUACAGGCACCAAAUCCCUUCCUACCGUGUCCUGCUUGCGGCUCCAGGACUGACGUGGUAAGGAGUAGCAAUCACUGGCUUUCUGGGUUAUCUCCUCCACCACAACCAUGAACUCGGGGCCCACCAGCUGUGGAGGAGAUCAUGGACAGGGUGGGACAGGUCUGGAUGCCAAUUCCCAGACACCAGCACGGCCAGCAUAGCUGGUUUUGCACCAGCUCCAGGGCAGCCCAAAUUGCAGGUGCAUAGCACGUGUUAAAUUUUGCUUGGAGAGCCUCAGCAAGAACAGCCUUGUGUCUGCUGGGACCAAGCCCUCAGCACCCACUCCACAGGCUAAGAUCCUUCACCUUUUGCUGCCUGGAUUCCCCAGCCCAUACCUGGGGUCCUUCUGCACUCCCCUCUGCCUGCAGAGCCAGCUGUCUGGGUCAGGUCUCCCGGCACCUGGGGCAGGGCUGCUCUCACUGUGUUGGCUUUGUUGCCCUUGGCCCCUUGGCCAGAUGCAGUAGAGACUGGGAGAUGUGUGCGCAUCCUAAAUCUGUCCAGGACCACAUGUGCUCCCAAUCACUGCCCUAUUUAAACUCAAAAUCCUACAGAUGCAGUCUGGGCUGUCCCCUGAUUGCAAUCAAUUCUGCAUCUGGAGAGGUGGCAGGCUCAUCCCUCCCCCAGGCUGCACCCACCCCAGGCAGAGGUGAGGGGUAUGGGCCCGGGGUCUCUGCUGUGGUGCCGGGCAUGCAGUCUGGGGACUGCUGUUCUUCAGCAGCAGCUGUACCUGCACCAGAGCAAGUGCUGAACAGCCCCAGGCACUGCAUGCCUGGGAGAAGUGCAGGGCAGCACACGUUGUGCUGUCACUGUUUGGCUUGAGCUGUAAAGCAAGUUAAUGAGUAACUGACUGAAUGCUGAGCUUUAACAAAGGAGCAGGAGGAAGAACUUGGAGACAGGGAAAACCCUGUGCAGAAGGGCUGCUUUGUCCCACCAAGGCUGUAGGAUUGGUUAUGGGACUGCAAAGGUCCCUCUAUGCUGGCUCACGAGGUGGGUGCACACCACUUGUGGAAGUCGUCUCACACUGUGGUGAUGGCCAGACUGCUGGCCCUGCUGGAGGCUAUAACAUUUAAUUGCUUUUUUGUUAAACCACAUCCAUUUAAUCCACAUAGUAAUAAAUUUUCCCUUAAAAGAGGUUUCUUAGCUAAGAACUCACUGUAAUCUGAAGAUGAGGAUGCAAUGCAUAAAAUAGCAGUUGCUUCUACCUCUGUCACUUACCCUGCUAGUAGAUAGGAAGGCUCAAGGCCAUAUCCUAUAUGCGUGCAGAACCUGCCUUGGUUCUGAGGCCAUCCCCAUACCAGAGGAAGAGAAAAA
Oxyura jamaicensis (ruddy duck) is the source of this 3766-nucleotide messenger RNA. It is a transcript of the gene GPR119, whose product is annotated as G protein-coupled receptor 119. Bases 1489 to 2469 code for a protein of 326 amino acids. NCBI's taxonomy places the organism in Eukaryota, Metazoa, Chordata, Aves, Anseriformes, Anatidae. Gene Ontology annotation, cellular component: membrane. The record is from RefSeq and is a predicted model, not a curated record. Gene Ontology annotation, biological process: G protein-coupled receptor signaling pathway. The transcript has a single exon. Gene Ontology annotation, molecular function: phosphatidylcholine binding; G protein-coupled receptor activity.